CCGGCGCCACAGCUGAUGCAUCCAUUCAUUCACUGACUCUCCAGCGAGGAGGAGCCAUAAAGAUACUCUACACAAUGUCCAGACGCAGUGGUCGCAUUACUUUGCAAGCCAGAUAUUCAAACGCACUCGUGCCGACCGUCAAAGCCCCCCUGAAGAAAAGGAAAUCAGAGCCCUCAAAGAAAAAACUACAACCUGCUGCCAAAAAACAGAGCUAUGAAAUCCAGAAGUGUUGGUCUGAGGACGGAGCGAGUCCCUGCCUCCUCAUCGAGACGCCGCACAAAGAGCUGGAGCCCGCUGACCCGUCCAGCUUCAAGCAGUACCGCUUCAAGAACCUCUUCAUCAAGGCCUCCCCCAUCCCCCGCCUCAGCUGGGCCAGCUCGGACGACGUUUGGAUCAAAAUGCUCAACAAGGAGCUGAAGUACGUCCACGACAAAAGUUACCUGCAGAGACAUCCCAAGCUGCAGCCCAAGAUGAGAGCCAUCCUGCUGGACUGGCUGCUGGAGGUGUGUGAGGUGCACUCGCUCCACCGGCAGACGGCCUACCUGGCUCAGGAUUUCUUUGACCGCUUCAUGCUGACUCAGGAGAACGUGAACAAAGACUACCUGCAGCUCAUCGGCAUCUCCGCGCUCUUCAUCGCCUCCAAGAUCGAGGAAAUCUACCCUCCUAAAAUCUUGGACUUCGCCUACGUCACGGACGGAGCGUGUACCUUUUGGGACAUCCAGCGCACUGAGCUGCACAUACUGAAGGCGUUGAACUGGAACUUGUGUCCGGAGACUCCGAUCUCGUGGCUGAAGCUCUACGCUCAGGUGGAGGCGCAGACGGACGGAGAAAACUUCCUGGUGCCGCAGUUCUCUCAGGAAACGUACAUCCAGAUCACACAGCUGUUGGACCUGUGCAUCUUGGACAUCAACUCUCUGGACUACAGCUACUGCGUUCUCGCUGCCGCCGCAUUCUGCCACUUCUCCUCGUUCGACGUCGUUCAUAAAGUCUCAGGCCUGACGUGGGACUCCGUGGCUCCCUGUGUGCGAUGGAUGAGUCGCUUCAUGGACACGCUGCGGACUCAAACCAAACCUCAACUCAAGAACUUCCCCAAAGUGAAAUCUGACGCACGGCACAACAUCCAGACACACGUGGCCUACCUGGACCUGCUGAGGAAAUCUCUGGACCGCCCCGACAGCCCCGACUUUCAGCUGUCGCCCGUCGCCGUGGGAACGGUGUUGACUCCUCCCAGCAGCACAGAGAAGCCGGCCAAUCACUGAGCAGCGCAGAGGAACUGGCCAAUCAGUGAACAGCACGCGACCAAGAGGACGCGCCCCUCCGUACAGUGUUCGACUCGUCAGUGAGACGGGAUUUUAAGAGACUCCAUGUAGCACGGUUUCAUUAUUUUAAACACUAAAUCUGGAUCUGUGAUUCCUGUCCGCCUGCUUUUUAAAUAAUUAGUUUUUAAACCGGAAUUAUUGGGCAACUUUGAAUUGACAGGUUAAUUAAUGUGAAUGUUUGCCUUCACCUGUUCCCGCCGUGGACAAGUGGAACGCUGUGCUUUGUUUUAAAUCCAACGUCAUGUUGGAGGAAGUGGAAACGUCGGGUAUUUAUCUGGUGCUUUUUCCUAAAUGGGGAAACUUGAAUAUGAGGAAUCGUCUACAUUUCAUUCUGCUCUGAACUAGAGGUUAAAAUAUUUAAACCCCCCCCCCCCCCCCGUUAGGAGUGAACUGCAUUGUGAGCCAUGAGAUCAACCAGACACUUUAUCUGCUGUUUGACACCGGGCGCUCAAUCAUCCCUUUUCUUAAUCUUUAUUAAACCUGGUUGCACACUUGUUACAUUCCUGGGAAACUUGACUCAAUAAGAGAACGGCUUGCGAUGCUGCAGCGUUUCUGCUUUUCAUUUUAUUUUUUUUAAAGUGCUUGUAUUUAUUGAUAAGCCUUAGUCUGUAAAAACAAGAUGUCUGUGUAUAUGUACAAAUAAUAACGGAGUCCUUCAGUGAUGACGGAGCUGCCGCCAGAAGGCAACAUGUAUUUAUGGCUCUGCUGACGCCUGUCCUCAGUGCCUUUGGAUGAAGCUGUGCGUGUAACCUGGAGCAGACACCUGGAGAUGUGAAUGUUUGUGUAAAUAGUGCAAUUCAGAAAUGUGUGGUUUUCUUUUAUAUGGGAACGUUUGAAAUAAAUGACGUGAAAUGAG
Trematomus bernacchii (emerald rockcod) is the source of this 2175-nucleotide messenger RNA. It is a transcript of the gene ccne2, whose product is annotated as cyclin E2. Gene Ontology annotation, molecular function: cyclin-dependent protein serine/threonine kinase regulator activity. The record is from RefSeq and is a predicted model, not a curated record. Lineage: Eukaryota; Metazoa; Chordata; Actinopteri; Perciformes; Nototheniidae. Bases 75 to 1259 code for a protein of 394 amino acids. Gene Ontology annotation, cellular component: cyclin E2-CDK2 complex; cytoplasm; cyclin E1-CDK2 complex. The transcript is spliced from 12 exons. Gene Ontology annotation, biological process: regulation of cyclin-dependent protein serine/threonine kinase activity; G1/S transition of mitotic cell cycle.